AUGCGCAUCAUGAUCAAGGGUGGCGUGUGGAAGAACACGGAGGACGAGAUCCUCAAGGCGGCCGUCAUGAAGUACGGCAUGAACCAGUGGGCGCGCGUGGCGUCGCUGCUGUCGCGCAAGUCGGCCAAGCAGUGCAAGGCGCGCUGGUACGAGUGGCUGGACCCGAGCAUCAAGAAGACGGAGUGGAGCCGCGAGGAGGAGGAGAAGCUGCUGCACCUGGCCAAGCUCAUGCCCUCGCAGUGGCGCACCAUCGCGCCCAUCGUGGGGCGCACGGCUGCGCAGUGCAUGGAGCACUACGAGCGGCUGCUGGACGCGGCGCAGCAGAAGGAGGGCGUGGAGGUGAGCGACGACCCGCGGCGGCUGCGCCCCGGAGAGAUCGACCCCAACCCGGAGAACAAACCGGCGCGGCCCGACCCCGUGGACAUGGACGAAGACGAGAAGGAGAUGCUGUCCGAGGCGCGGGCGCGUCUGGCCAACACUAAGGGCAAGAAGGCAAAGCGCAAGGCGCGCGAGAAGCAGCUGGAGGAGGCGCGACGCCUCGCUGCGCUGCAGAAGAAGCGCGAGCUCAAGGCUGCCGGCAUCAUGUCCUCCAACCCCCGGGUCAACAUGAAGAAGCGCAAGUUCAUCGACUACGCGAGCGAGAUCCCGUUCGAGAAGAAGGCGCCCGCGGGCUUCUACGACAUCAGCGAGGAGAAGCGCAUCUCGAGCAAGGGGCUCGACCCCAAGAAGGCGGCGCUGCAGCUGGACAAGCUGGAGGGCGUGCGACGCGACGCACAGGAGAAGAAGGAGCGCAAGCAGGAUGCCAAGCGGCAGAAGUCGCUCAUGAAGUCCAACUUGCCCCAGGUGAUUGCCGCCGUGAACGAGAAGAACGACCCGAUCAACGCCAUCAAGCGCACCCCGCUCGAGCUGCCUGCACCCGUGGUCUCGAACGAUGAGCUGAGUGACCUCGCCAAGCUGGGCAUGCACGCUACCCAUGCAGCCGCCCUGGCGCUUGAGAAUGGAUCAGCGACCGAGACGCGCGCGCUCAUGGGCGACUACAGUGCUACACCACUGCGCUCUUUUCAUGGCGGCGCGACAGCUACGCCGUCUAGCCGUGAUGUGCACGACAACAUCAUGCAGGAAACAGCUAAUCUGCUCGCCAUGAGGAACAGCGCCACGCCGCUGCUGGGAGGUGAAAAUGUGGAGCUUUACGAAGGAACAGGCUACGCAGGCGCGACUCCAUCGCGGACACCUUCAUCGGCUGUGGCUGGUGCUGUCGAUGACAGGACUCCGAUGUCUGCUACGCGUACGCCGUUGCGUGAUGAGCUAGGCAUUAACCCUGGACAACUCUACGGCACGGAGACUGAGAGCGCUAAAGCUGAAAAGGCCCGAACGAAACGGCUGGCGGCCAGUCUUCGUAAGGGCUUUGACAGCCUACCGGCACCGCAGAAUGAGUACGAGAUUAACAUUCCGGAGAAAGAGGAGGCUCAUGAUGGGCAUACCGCCUCUCUGAAAGAAGAGGAUGCUGGAGAGCGAGAAGCCCGCGAGAAGCAACAGCGCGAGUUGGAGAGAGAGCGUGAGCUCAAGCGGCGGUCGACGGCUGUACAGAAGAAUCUUCCUCGUCCUUCAAAGGUGAAAAAGGUGCUGAUUCACAGCGCGCUGAAGGACGUUGCCGACGAAAUGUACCGCAUGCUGGAGCACGAUCUCGCUAAAUAUCCGGUAGAUGACGGCAAGAAGAAAAGCAAGAAACGGAAGAAAACAUCGAGCUCCGUUGCAAUGCCGAACCUCCAGCAGUUCUCAGACAGUGACAUGGAACGUGCGCGGCAAAUGGUUCAAAUCGAGGCCAGCCUGAGUGGGGGGGAUGAUGUGUGGAAAUCCCAAGAUACCGCAACGAUCAGUGCAAAGUGGAACGAGAUUCAAACACGCUAUCUAAGCAAAGCUACCGGAGAAGGAAAGAGUGACGGGGUGUCUUUCCAAUUCGCUACAUCUGACGAGGACAAGCUGCGUGCCGUGCAAGCUCGCUUUGCAGAGCUAAAGGAAACGGAACAGCUCCUGACCAAGCGCGCCCAGAAGCUGGACGAGAGAGCGCGGGUCGUCAAUGGCGGGUUCCACCGGCGCUGUGAGAAGGGAUUGGAGCUGCUGCGUGAUCACAUGACUGAGCUUCAGAACGCGACGAUUGAGCAGGCAUGCUUCGAAAGUCUCUCGAGCCUCGAGACCCAGGCCCUCCAGAGCCGCAUGGUUCGGUUGGCGAACGAGGUCAAUUCGCAGCAGCUGAUCGAGGUAAAAUUGCAGAAGCAGUACGCAGCACUGGUCCAAGAGCAGCAGUAG
Phytophthora sojae is the source of this 2307-nucleotide messenger RNA. RefSeq lists its product as hypothetical. Gene Ontology annotation, biological process: mRNA splicing, via spliceosome. The coding region runs from base 1 to 2307 and encodes 768 amino acids. The transcript has a single exon. The record is from RefSeq and is a predicted model, not a curated record. Lineage: Eukaryota; Oomycota; Peronosporomycetes; Peronosporales; Peronosporaceae. Gene Ontology annotation, cellular component: Prp19 complex; spliceosomal complex.